AUACGGGCACUGAAAUUCCUCAGCAGGAAAUAAUUGGACAUCCACCAUUUUGUUGUUUUCCAAAUUAACUUCCAUGUAAAAUAAACUGGAUUUUCUGUUUAUUUUAGAGUUUAGAGCUAAAAUAUAAGUUAAGUCCUUACUUUUAAGAGGAUCUUUGAGAAUGACACCUCUUAUAAAUGCAGCUAUGGCUUAGAAGCUGCAGAAAUCGUACAAAACGACAAUCAAGUCUUUGUUUUUGUUUGGAUUGUGAAAGGUCACAAAGAAAAGAACAGAUGAAUUAUAGAUUUUAAGACAAGUGAUUAAAUUGCCUGCUUUGGCCGUCGGCUGCAAUGGAGCUGUACAUUGAAACGCUCACAGGUGCUGCGUUUGAGCUCAGGGUUUCACCCUUUGAAACCAUCAUGUCGGUGAAAGCUAAAAUCCAACGUUUGGAAGGGAUCCCUAUAGCUCAGCAGCACCUGAUCUGGAAGUCAGAGGAGCUUGAGGAUGAGUAUUGCCUGCAUGACUACCACAUCCAUGAUGGCGCCACCCUCAAACUUGUGCUGGCCAUGCGUGGCGGUCCCAUCAACACUCGCAGAAUCCCAAUGGAGGAUCCUGCCCUGCGAGAGAUGGCAGAGUAUGUGGAGGCAAACCGUGAUGAGAUUCUCGAGAAAUUACCGGGAAACCGUCAGGUGACCCUGGUUGUGUUCCGUGAGGGCGAUCAACUCAGUUUCUUUCGCGUAGUUGAUCGUGGAGACGGGACACUUACACCUCUCUCAGAAUCUCUAAGUGGUGUUUCAAUGUACAACUUCAAUGAUGAGGAGGAAGAGGAGGAUGCCCCAACCAAGGAAAAGGUGGAGGAGAAUGAACAACUCAAAGAAAAAAUGAAACAAAUCAGGCUCAAAAUGGAUAAACUAAACAUAAGCAAAAAGCCGCACAGAAAGCCGCAUCCUCCUACUUCUGGUCGAGCAAGCAAUAGAACAUCGCGUCUCCGACACCUUCCGGCCAGCACCAGUUACAGCCUCAGUCCCAGCGCCACCCUGAACCGUAACCUAUGUCUUCCUCCAGUCGGUCACUCCAUAGGUCACGUGGGUCACUCUUCUCUUGCUCUGCGACACUCACUUGUCAAGGAACGCAUGGAGAGGAUAGACCACCAAGAAGAAAAGGAAAAAGCAUCUGCAGCCUUUGAGUCUUCACUGCAGGCAGUUGCCGGAGCGUCCAAGCUGGCCUCGGACUCCGAUGAUUCAGACAGCCCUAGUUAUGAGGAGCUGUCCAGCGCUGCUGCCCAGCAACUCGACAGUCUGGAGAGGCUGAGUAAGGUCCUGUCAAGAGUUAUGGAUGGAAACAGCUCCAAGCAAGACAGUAAGGAUGAUUUUGAAGAAAUUCAAGACAUAUCUCAAGAUAUUAAUACUGACAGUAGCAGUGCAUCUCCUCUAGAUAAACCUAUAGCAGAUUAUAAUGGACUUAAAGAACCAGGCGAAAAUAUUGUAGGUAAAUCUGAGAGCAGUGACUGUGAUAAAAUAGCAAGCUGCGCUCCAGCCAGUGUUAAACAGGAACUGCUGGACAUGGGGAAGUUGGCCAAUGAGGCCACACCAGGGCCAUCAAGACCAGUUACCUCUGUUAAAAAAGAAUCCUCUCACAAUUUCAAUGAUACAAUGCGAGUAACGCAUUCCUCAAGGGCAAAAUCUAAGGUUAAGGACUAUUCUUUGUUUGACAGUCUGAGAGACACUCUUGGCGCUAGUUCCUCCAUGUCUCGACAUAGUUCACUAGAUAAGCGUAAGGAGUUUACACUAGAGAGUUUAACAACAAGUGAGGCAAGGGCAAUGUCUGGAUUGUUGCGUCAGGCUUCCUUGGAAAAAGUUGGAUCCUCACGUAUUGGAAAUGUGACUGUAACAAGUGCUAGUAGAAACCGUGUAACAGGAAAUUACAUGCUGGGAAAUUCUACAUUCAAUGAAGGUCGCAUUACCACUCCAGAUGGAAGGCUGCUGUCUGCAAGGCUGCAGAGGAUGACUGCUAGUCGAGAUGGGCGAAUCCUUUCCCCUACUCACCGUUUGCCUCCUGUCAAGGCAAAGAAAAAGGCGUCAAAGAGGUGCUUCGUCUGUGCUAAGAAAACUGGUUUAGCCUGCAGCUAUACCUGCAGGUGUGGUAACAACUUCUGUGCCAGUCAUCGCUAUGCAGAGUCCCAUGACUGUACAUUUGACUACAAAACGGAGGGCCGUAAGCUCCUAGAGCAGGCCAACCCCGUCGUCAGUGCUCCCAAGCUACCCAAAAUAUGAUCCCACCAACACAACUGUUGUGAUAUAUUCCUAAAAAGACUUCUCUUACUGUUCACGUUGUUAAAUUUUGUUGUUGCUGUUGUUAUUGAAAUACAUUUUUCUCUAUUUCCUUAUCAUGUUGACAUUAGCAGUUACCAAUAGGAUUGAAUUUAUUCACGUUUUACUGCAUAAUUUGUUAAUUAAAUCAAAAUUUAUUGUUAAAAAAGUGAAAAAUAUUCCUUAAUGUGUGUUGUUUUUAUUUCGUUACUGCCAGUGACUUUGCACUUGUUUUUCCAUUUAUUUUCUAAUUGUUAUUAUAAGUAUAAAUAAUACAGUGUUCUUUUGAAAUUGCUAGUUAAAACUCUAAUAAUGGUGGUUAUUCACCAUACAUGUAACUAACUUUGUUGAUUUCUUGUCUCUACUAACUUGGCAUUUAAAAAAAUGUUGACAAUCUGCAAGCAAUUAAAGGUGCACAUAUGUUGUACUUGAGGGUAAUAAUUAUUGCAAGGCUUUUUAACUUUCUGUUACUGUUCAAAAGAAUGUAUAAAUUGAUUUCUUGAUAUAUCAGAUUUUAAACUUAAGGUCAUAUGUUAAUAUAAUAAGCACAAUGCCUUUUGGGAUAGUUGAGUGUUGUGUUUCAAUAACUCGGAUUGAAAUUUAGGCAAUUUGUACCAAUUUAUAUGUAUUUAAUAUGAAAUGUAUCAAGUAUACUGCAGUCAUUCAAGGUUAUUAACUUGUGAUAAUCCCAAUUUAUAGAGUAGUCUACGAUUGUUAAGAUGUGCUUGUUCAUUUUAUCUUUUACUUACAGUUAACAAUUUUCAUUCCAUAUCAGCUUUUAAGUAAGUUUAAAACCUUUCAAUGUACACCAUGUAUUAAAUAGAGUUUAUAUUAAUAAUUACCGUUUAAAACUAUUUUCAGUAUUUAAUUAAACUUAACUAUAAUUGAUUAAAUGUUUAAACCAGUUAUAAAUAUCAUUAGUUGCAAUCAUGUUAAUUAGUAUUUUUACAUUUUAUCUUCGUGUUUAGUGCUUAGCUGUGAUAUAGAUUGAUUUGUCAGGGGGGUAUGUAGCUAAUGCCCAGUGCUGGUCAGUGUCGGUCAUCCGAUCUCAGGUCCAGCCAUCAAAACUGACCAGUGGCUGGACAUUGCCUUCUUCUACACGGCUCACAGAAACUAGAAAUGAUCACUGAUUGUAAUUCAAUGUGCACAAGUUUCUUUGAUGUCCUUGUACCUAGUUAAUUUAGUUGUUGUAUUUUGUGACACAGGAAAUUGUAAACAGAAUAUUUGUUUUCUUGCUUGUCAGUUUUUGUCACAAAUGCUAUCAGAACAUUAUAUGGUGCUUUGAAAUGUGAGUAGUGUUGAUGAAAGUCAGAAAUAUUAAAUGAAUCAUGAUAUUGUUGGAAUAAGUUGUAUACUAAGGAAUUGCCAUUUGACCUGAAAGUAUUGUAGUGUACAGUACUACACAACAGAUAAUCAAGUUCAAUAUAUGGUUCAAUUAGUAAAAUACAACAUAGGUUUCACAAUGUACAAUCUAAAUCAUUGUCCAGUUUCAGUAGGCUGUGUAGAGCCAUGUACUAUAGUGAAGACAUACUGUCUGCUUGUUAUGUAGAACGAACUGCAGUGAUAUAUUAUAUCAUGCACAAUGUUAUUGAGUGUGACAUAAAUGAUAAUAAAAAUAAAUAAAAAAUAUCAAAAUAAA
This is a messenger RNA of Mya arenaria, 3927 nucleotides long. RefSeq names its product AN1-type zinc finger protein 4-like. The transcript is spliced from 7 exons. Bases 330 to 2252 code for a protein of 640 amino acids. The record is from RefSeq and is a predicted model, not a curated record. NCBI's taxonomy places the organism in Eukaryota, Metazoa, Mollusca, Bivalvia, Myida, Myidae. Gene Ontology annotation, molecular function: protein binding; zinc ion binding.